Molecule: messenger RNA, 1071 nt
Organism: Saccharomyces kudriavzevii IFO 1802
Lineage: Eukaryota; Fungi; Ascomycota; Saccharomycetes; Saccharomycetales; Saccharomycetaceae
Gene: LDS2
Product: Lds2p
Exons: 2
Coding region: 1-1071 (356 amino acids)
Cellular component (GO): prospore membrane; lipid droplet; ascospore wall
Source: RefSeq, a predicted model, not a curated record
AUGUCGACAAGAGCACAACCUGACUGGUACUACCACAGACAUCCGUAUGCCUCGACUCCGCUAGCAGAAGGAGAGGAGCCACGAUUGCUACCCAUCCAGGACCAAUCGAACCAUAAGAAGUCGAAAAUUUGGAGAGCGUACAAGGUCCCGAUAGUGCAAUGGUACAAGAAUGCAAUGCUAAUCAAGAAGGGCUUUUGGCAUGACCUGGAGUCGUCCCAUCAGAUUAUUUGGUACCCAUAUAAAGGAAUCAGCGAAUCCGUGGGCAGCAUGGAUUAUAUGCACCUUUUCUUUCUAAUAUUUGGUUAUUAUCUAUUGAGCCUUGCGCUUAUCGUUGCGUUUACGUCCAUUCUUGCGUGUUCUCUGUUGGUGUUCAUCUAUCUGCCCUUUCUCGGGUUCUUCGCAUUGCCCCUGGCUUACGUGCAAACUGUUCUCAUUGCCACAACGCUUUGCAACUCCAUGGUGAAGGGCACUGAUUUUGUUCUUUUCACGCGUAUCUAUGGGGUUACAUUCGCAAGAAAGAAAUUACCAAUUUUAAGUGAAGCCUGUGAAACGAUAAGUUUCACGCCCUUUGUUUACAGAAGAUCACAUAGAUUGGGUAGCCUUUUUUCAACACAAUUUUAUCUCGUUUCUUUGCCACACUUUUUCAUUUUUUUCUUUUGGUAUGUCUCCAUAGCCAUUAUCUUCCUUUUGCUGUUGCUUAUCCCGAUCGUGGGGCCCAUCACAAUAAAUAUGCUGCCAUUUAGCCCGGGGAUGGGAUUUUACUACUUCGAGCCUUAUUUCGUUGACGUACUACACCUCGAUUCGCGCAAACUCUCAAAAGUCUACUACAAGGGCUUUGCCAAGUGGCUCCUCUUCUCGAUAUCGAGCGGUUUACUAGAGUCCAUCCCUAUCUUGGGCGGAUUGUUCAUUGGCACAAACGUUGUAGGCGCUUCGCUUUGGAUAGUAAAAGAGAUAAACGAUCACGAACAACCAGCUGUAACUCCCUCCCCCGCCGCGGAGCCUGAUGAACCCGUUGGAGGCUCCUAUGCGCCUCCAAUUCAGCAAUCUAUAGCACAGGUAAACCCGCCAUGA